GGAUCCUUCUUUGCCCUCAUUUCUUCCUCGAUCCUCGUCUGCUCAUCAUUGUUGGUCCCUUUGCUUGUACAAUAAACGGCAACAAAUUCAACACAAUGAGGUUCAGUUUUGGGAGUUCAGUAUCGUUAUUGGUUUUCGCCAGUGCUCAUGUAGUGAGCGCCUUUAUUACUGGUUCGCCCUUAUUAGUCAAAGACUCUGCGACUUCAGUUUCCUUCUCUACUACGGCAUUGAGCGCCAAACUGACGCGGCUACCCACGGGAAUAUCUCCCUUUGAAAAGUCUGCCGCUCGUUCCCGAGAUUUUCAAGGAGAAUUCCGCAAGACGUGUCAAAAGGUAAUCCAAGAUGCGCUCCGUGAUAAUGUACAAACCAUGGAGAUUGAAUUCCCUCCGUUGCUGGGCGGAGACAAGUCCAAGACGCAAUUUGAUGACUUUGACAACGUCCAAGAAUUGAAUCAAAAUCAAGAUUGGUGUGUGCAGUUGGCGCCCAUGCUGGGAAUUCAACCGACCUGGUUGAUCUUUCCGGAUUUGAAAGAGUGCGAGUUAGCCAAAGAAAAGUGGACCGGACAACGGUAUCGUCAAGCCGCUGUUUUUACCAGUCUGGAAGAAGUCACUCAACACUACACACAAGGCGAUGAAUCCUAUUCCAAGCCAUGGGGGGCUACCUUUGCUUCUGGAAUGAAUUCGCUACUGGGUGGUAAUAGUGGAGAUGCUGGAUUAUUGGGAGAUCAAACUGCAUUGGAUUCGCUCAAUGAUAACAGUCCACCCAAACUCCACCUCAUUUGCCAGCCUGGCAAUUCCGGGCCGGUGGAAGACUGGAUCAAUGUCGAGACACUACAUAAAGGAUCCAAAGGAGUUCCGACAGUUGUGGUCAAUGGAGCACUCGACAAGGUCCGAGAUGGAUACUACGCAGCCUUUAUUUUCCCGGCACUGGCCAAAGCGACACCUUUUUACAAAAAAUUUGAGUCGGUCUUUUAUUUGAAGCCAAUAUCCGACAAAGGCGUUUAUGGUUGGGUUUACAGAGUCUAUCCAGAACCUUGGCAAGUGGUCUUGCAAACGCCCAGCAAAGAUAAAAAUGGCAACAUCAAAGUGACCGAUACGGUGGCCCUGACAAGUGAUGUCAAGCCGACGUAUGACCAAGCCGUGAAAGCUCUCUUGUCCACGUCGGCCGGGGCCACUGUGCAGUAACUAAUAAUUGGCUUACUAGUAUACCGCAACAAUAAUGCAGAAAUGCACAAAUCAGUGUACCUGUCGAUUAGGAUCUUGUUGUGUGCUUUUCUCAUGUCAGAUUGCAUGUACGGGUGACAAAAGU
Seminavis robusta is the source of this 1308-nucleotide messenger RNA. Lineage: Eukaryota; Bacillariophyta; Bacillariophyceae; Naviculales; Naviculaceae. The record is from the annotation of a GenBank genome assembly.